AUAGCUGGAAGAAGAGAAGGGAUAGCAUCAUUCCUACAGUUUAUUACUGCAGAUCAUCGUUGAUUGAAACGACCUAGAGAUUGGAGACAUAUCUCUGCAAGUACAUAUAUACAUAGUACAUACGUAUAUGUAUACUUUUAUUGUUUGAUUUUCCGACUACCUGGCAGUCGAUCGCCAGAGGCAUAACAAGGAAUACCUUGCAUCUCAUACCCGCUGGAUGCAACUAACUGCAAGGAGCAGCAGCAGCAGCACCAUCGCAACGAUCUAGUCUGUUGAAACUGGUGUACGUACACUGUGUAGAAGAGAAACGUCAGAGCCCCAGUCGUCGUUCACUACGGCGCAACUCGAAGUCCGCCAAUCGAAUCCAAUACGGUAAUAUCUACACUAAAGAGACUACCGAAGAACCAACAUGGCCGAAAUCCAAGCCACGGGCCCUAUGGAGUCGCAUUUUGUGAGGGGUGAACAUACUCUCAGAGUGCCGAUGUCACUUUUCCGGGAGAACCGGGAAAGACUGGUCGCUCGCCUUCGGGCUAAUCCUAAUGUUCCGAAUAAGGGAGCAUUCGUUGUCUUGCAGGGUGGUUCGGAAAUUCCCUUCAACGACACUGACAUUUGCUGGCCGUUUAGGCAGGAGUCCUAUUUCCAAUGGUGUUUCGCUGUAGAAGAGCCAAAUUGUUUUGGAUGCUUGGACGUCACUAGCGGAGUGUCGAUUCUUUUUUUCCCUCGUUUACCACAGGAAUACGCAGUCUGGGAAGGCUACAUACAUUCAACCGAUGAUUUCCGAAAAAGAUACGCCGUCGACGAAGUUUAUUACACCGACGAAAUCGCCGAAGUACUUGCCAAGCGUGGAGCGACCCUCCUUCUGACUUUGCAAGGUCUCAACACUGACAGUGGGCUCAUUGCCCGGGAAGCUAUAUUCGAAAAGAUUGAGCAGUUCAACGUUAACAACGUAUUGCUACAUCCGGAAAUAGCGGAAUGCCGGGUGAUAAAAUCGCCGCGUGAGAUCGAAGUGCUGAGGUACGUUGUCGAGAUAAGUUCGGAGGCUCAUAAGGCGGUGAUGCGAGCAGUUCGUCCAGGAUUCGCAGAGUUCCAAGCCGAGGCAGUAUUUCAGCAUUACGCCUACGCUGUCGGCGGAUGUCGGCACGUCUCAUACACCUGCAUUUGUGGAUCUGGUCACAACUCGUCCAUUCUGCAUUACGGGCACGCUGGGGCCCCGAACAACAGGGUCCUCAAGGACGGAGACAUUUGUCUCUUCGACAUGGGAGGAAACUAUUGCGGUUACGCGGCUGAUAUUACCUGCAGUUUUCCUGCUAAUGGUAAAUUUACGAAGGAUCAAAAAAUGAUUUACGACGCCGUCCUGGAGGCAAGAACAGCGGUGCUUAAUGCAGCAAAGCCAGGAGUUUCUUGGUCGGAUAUGCACAUUCUGGCAAACAAGGUUUUACUGUCCAAUCUUGUCAAGGGUGGACUCCUUGUCGGAGACAUUGAUGAAAUGAUGAGCGCCGGACUCGGUGAAAUAUUUCAACCGCAUGGCUUGGGACACUUUUUGGGACUCGACGUUCACGACGUCGGCGGUUAUCUUCCCGGGCAUCCCGAAAGACCCUCGCAACCCGGAUUGAGGAAACUUCGUACCGCUAGGACACUGCGGGCUGGAAUGGUCCUCACGAUCGAACCGGGAUGUUAUUUUAUCGACUGUAAACUAGACGAGGCGUUGGCGAACAAGGACCAGGCAAAGUUCAUUAUGCAAGAAGAGUUGCAACGUUUCCGAGGGUGGGGAGGAGUUCGGAUAGAGGACGAUGUCCUCAUUACCGAUACCGGAGUGGAAAACAUGACAAAAGUACCCAGGACCACCGAAGAAAUCGAGGCUUGGAUGGCCGGAGGACGAGAUUCGAAAUUACCUCAGGAAUGUAGGGUUUCGGAUAAUUAAUUCUUUCCGUCUCACGAGUUGAGCUGGGUAAAUCCUGACGUAUAUAUAUUUUUUACCACAAAUUUUUACAUCCAAUAUUUUGUACACCCAUUAUGCGGUAAGUUGAUGAUCGUCUCAAAUCUUUAUUAAUCAGAUCCUUCGGUGUGCACUGAUGCCUGAAAUACUUUAAAUAUAUUUUCAAAAUAUGUCAUUAUAUAAUUUUGCAUAUCACGAUGAAUAUGAAUUGAUAAAAAAAAAAAAAAAAAAAAAAAAAAAAACUUACACGAGUACGUAAAAUAUGAUUGCCUCGUGAAUAAUAUUGGAUAUUGCAUCCAUAUACGGUAAAUUUGGGAUAAUGGCGUGUAUGAUAUUAGCUUUACGUAUUAUAGGUAUACUUUGAAAUAAAUGAUGAUACCUUUGUUAAA
Molecule: messenger RNA, 2325 nt
Organism: Athalia rosae (coleseed sawfly)
Lineage: Eukaryota; Metazoa; Arthropoda; Insecta; Hymenoptera; Athaliidae
Gene: Dip-C
Product: xaa-Pro dipeptidase
Exons: 10
Coding region: 410-1921 (503 amino acids)
Molecular function (GO): metalloaminopeptidase activity; manganese ion binding
Source: RefSeq, a predicted model, not a curated record